Symbiodinium sp. CCMP2592 is the source of this 7731-nucleotide messenger RNA. NCBI's taxonomy places the organism in Eukaryota, Dinophyceae, Suessiales, Symbiodiniaceae. The record is from the annotation of a GenBank genome assembly.
AUGGGACCUUUGGCUUGCCGGCUCCUGGGAAUCGCGCACAGCUUCGAUGUUGCCACGCAGUGGUGCUUGCCUGAUGGGAUGUAUCAUACUCGCUGGCAAGAUGCGCGUACACAUCCCGGGUCUUACACUUCGCUCUUGCUGGAUCAUUACACCAGUGGAACACUCUCACUGCCCUGUGACCCCGAGCAGGCCUCUGCAUGCGCUACCGGUGCCUAUUCUUCCUCUUUCCAGAUUCUGGCCUGUCACAUGGUUCCGACGGCUGUCGAGUCUGAUGCAAAGGGAGAUAGGCCUGGGGCCAAGCUGCGGAGCUCUGCCGUGAGGCGGACCAACACUGCACUGCUCUUCCUCCGCAACCGGAGGUUCUUUUCCCCAGGCCUAGGUCAGCUGGUGCGAGGUAAGUUCCCCAAGGCAGCGGUUCCAAGGCAGGUCCCUCCCAGUCCUCCAGGUGCAAAGGAGGUACCACGCUCUCUGGGCAAGUCAGGCCCGGCCAGGCCAUCCGACAUCAGCAGAAUCUGUGCAGGGCCAGAUACGGUCCUCCCGGAACAUUUGGCACUGUAUCCGGUCAAUGCCAUUUCUGUUGAUCAGAUGGGGCUUUUUGCCAUCGAACCUGGCCACUCCCGGAACCCGUUACGAUUCUCGGUGUUCGAUCGACUGCGUCAUCAUCAGCAACGAACUGCUGCAAAUGAUUGGACGCUGCAAGACCUUGUUACGGAGGCUGUGCGCACAGCAGGUGAACGCAUCAGAUCUGUGCACAUCCUCACCAGUUUCCUGCCGGAUUUGGCGGUGCCACAGCUCGUGCUCACGCCGGCGGACGCCGCGAUGGGCCACCUUUGCGUCCCCAUUGACACGCGACCCCAUGGUGGUCGGCCCUGCACGCUCUUGAUGCGACCAGGCAUCACUGCGCAGGAGGUCAUCGAGCUAGCCUGUCAGAACUGUCCGGCAGGACCCGCCUUUGCGCUUGCGUGCGAACCAAGGGACUGUUUUCUCGUCGACGCUCAGGGUCACAUUUGGGAUGAGUUGCCAGCCGAUUUAUCCCAACUACAGUGGCUACGCAUUCAGCCCACCGGGGGACAGGAUGCCGCACCGGCGACCUCCACUACCAGCACCACAACAACCUCUGUCCAAGAGCCCUCGGAUUUGUCUGAGCUUGAGCAGAGCCUGUUACGUGUUGAUCCCACUCUCAGGCUCGUUUUGCCUGGAGAGUUACAAGGUGUUGAGUUGUCACCGAGGGGAAUUCUUCAUGUGAUGCUGCGUACCGUGUCGGUGACUUUCACUGUAUUUGUUGCCACGCAUGCUCCGUUGUCAGUGCAGGGCAGUGUCGAUUGGACGCUGAUUGAUUUUAUGCGGGCAGGACUGCCAACGCCGCAGGUUGUGAUUACCGAAGGCACGGAAAUUGGCGAGUCCACUGUCAUUCCGAUUGAUUUACGCGGAAUGGGACAAAGCGUGCCAUCGCGUUGGCUGUCCCACAACUGCGCGCUGCUCUGGAUGACCCUUCGCGACGCCCAAGGGCACAUUUGGGAUUGCCUCCCGGCCAGUCUGUCCUCCAUCCAGUGGCUCACUCUGUCACAUGCUCCUGUCCCUUCGGGUCAUCUUGACCCUCUGCGCCUUGAAGAAGUUGUCGACGGGACUGUCAGUGACGAGGCUGGUCUAAUGCAACUCACGGCUGCCGGGGUCGCGCAUGUUUCGCGCCCAGCACGCGACACUACAGUUGGGUUGCCUUCCCCGCUCAACGGCAAAUUUGCACCUCGCAGCACAGGGUUGGCUGACUGCCCGCGCAUGUCACCCCCAGGCCUCCUUGGCAAUUUGGGUCCUGUGAGACCCACGCUUUCGGCACCCAGCGUCGAUGGCCGCAUACGCCUCUUUCCACGUGACCUUGCGGAUGCACCUGUGUGCGACUUCCCGGCAGCCCAACUCUUGCUUUGCACGGCGGAUCAGCACCACCCCAGGGCCCGCCGCGCAUACAGCGUGCUCGACCGUCUCCACCACCACCACCUGCGGCGUGCCGCGGCGGACUGGACGGUAGCCGACUACAUCAAGGAUGCGGUGACCUCUUGCAGUGAAGAGGUCGCGGCUGCCCAAAUACUUGAGACGCCUAUUCCAGCACUCUCGGAGCCACAGAUCGUGCUUACACCAGCAGGCUUCCUGCCAGGUACCAUGGCCGUACCCUUCGACUUCAGAACUUUGGGUGGGGGCAUUUGCACGCUCCUCCUUCAACCUGGCGGCAGCCUGGCCCAGCUUUGGUCGCUCCUCGAGGAACACUGUGCUACCCGCAUGGGCCAUCGCUGGCUCGAUGUCGAGCGUUACAUGAUCUUCUUCCAGAGUGCUACCGGGCAGGUGCUGGAUCAGCUGCCGACUGAUCUUUUAGAGCUGCAGUGGAUCCGAGUCCUUCUGGAUCCUCGGGCACACUUGCGCUCUCACGUGAGCGCCACAACAGGCGCAACGACCACUGCCACAACCACCCUGAUGCAGCCCAGGCCGACUGUCACAGCUGUGACGGUCAUUCUGGCAGGAGGCGGUACUGUCGUGCGUCUCAAUCCUCAACCCAUCGACAGCCUCGACCUGCAAAGUGCUCUCACCGAGCUUCUUCUUGUGCUGGCCGUGCGGGGUCGCAUUCCGCCGCACCCAACAGUCAUGGUGAGUGCAUCCUGCCCGCGACUACCUGCCUCGCGCAACCACCUGCUUGUCACCUUUCUUCUGUACGACGGGCAAAGCCGUGAUGUGCACAUUUUGUAUGAUUCCUCGGCAGACGCUUCCCUUCUGCAAGUUAUGACUCUUGAACCGGGUACACUCACCGAACAUCUCCUGGCGGAGGGGCAGCGCCGCCGCGGGAUGGUUGUGGCACUCAAUGGAGUCGCGCAGGCGUUUAGCAACCGGGCUCAGGCAAGCUGUCGGGAAUCGAUCUCUUUUGGUCUUGGGCUGCGCUUAGCUGAGCAUCAACGGCUGCUCGGGGUUCCUGGCGAGGGCAGCCAGGCCAUUUUUGUCUACGGACCGCACCACCCAACGAUGCAGCUAUAUCUCCCGUCAACCCUGACACCGGACUUCUUGUCCACGGCAGAAUUCCUCUCAGGACUGCUAUCUGUCUUUCCCCCGGAGACAACUUGGGCUGACCCCGAGAUGAUUGCGUGGUUGGCGCCCUCCUUCGUGUCAGUGCCACCAGACACUACACUUGCCACCGUUCUGCUGCCUUACCCUUACUCACCACAAGGGUUCUUACAGCUCUCCCUGCCAAGAGGGAGUGAGCUCAGUGGCUUACAGCUUCCUGUCAUGGAGGGCUACCAACUCAUCUUUCCCGAAAGAGCCCGAGAUGGUGCAGUGAUACGGAUCGCCCGGCGGAACCGUCGACCACUCUCUGACAGCUCGAUGGGGCCCUGCCCGAUCCCCCAUCCGGGACGGCGCUCGGGUCAGCCGAGACCGACUGUGCUAAGCCUAUCACAAGCGCUGCCUGCCCCGCCCACCGGGGCUGCCUUUGGCAUGUCCUAUGCCAUCCUCGAUGCGGCCCUUGCAGACCACCGAGCCCCGUUGGAUGAUGCCCUCCUCGCAGCGCCCAAGCUGUUGCCGGAUGGGGCGAUUUGUCGUGUCGGCACCCGGUGUGGUGUAGUCCCGCAGGCGGAUGGUACACCGUCGGCAUACAGGGGUGAAAUCAGGGCAAUUUUGCAUGCACUAGCCACAGCAGCGGCUUGGGACGUUUCCGCGGUUUUCUUGGGCGGUGACUGCCAGGCCGCUUUGGAUGGUGUUUUUGGCAAUGCCCAACUUGCCGAAGGUGACACUGCAGGGCGCGCCGCCCAAAGCCUUGUUUUCUUUGGCUACUCCCGAGGCAUGGCCAUCACGCCGUUAAAGGUCACUGCACACCAAGGCUGUGCCUUUAAUGAUGCUGCAGAUGCCCUUGCAAAAGCGGCUAAUGCACUGCAACCGGCUGUUCCGCUCUUCCACAGCGAUUGUUUUGAGGCAUGUGUUGCAGAGGGCACAUUUCAUCACCUCUGGAUGCUUGUCGGUGAUUCCUACUCCCGAGUCCAGCUCCCCUGGAAGGAUGACUCUGGCAGCUGGACCCGAGCUGCCUGUAACACACCGGCAUCUACUUUGGCUUCCAGUGCUCCCUUCUGUUGUGCUCCGCCGGAACCCGAAUCCUGCAGCAUUGAGGCCACUCUCAUCACCUACAACUGCCUCUCUGUCCGUGGCCUCGCAGCCAGAGAACUCAUGGAUCGAGGCCUGCACAAACAUCAUUGCGCUGCUGCUGGCCUGCAAGAGACACGUGACCCCGAAGAGGGCAUCUCUUCAACGGAGAACUUCUGGGUGAUUGGUUCGGCCUGGUGCGUGAGGCAGUCCGUGCCUAUCAUCCCUGACCGGCGCAGCUUUUCGGUCUUCCACUCCGAGCCCCGCAUUCUCAUAGUGCUCGCGCGUCUCGGGGACCUACGCUUUGCGUACGUUGUGGCGCACGCCUUGACCAGCAUGAAGCCUGACAACCAAAUCGAAGCAUGGUGGACGCGCCUCCGCCAGCUUUGUGCCCGCGUGCCCCCAGGCCAUGCCAUUGUGGCCUUUCUGGAUGCGAAUGCACACUUCGCAAAGGAUGCCACAUGUGCUGACACGCUGCAAGCAAGGCCGCUUAAUGCCAACGCACGCUUCCUCCACGACUUCUGCACACAAUUGCAGCUUUGUCCCUCCGCACAGCAGGAUCCCCAACGGGUACCACUUGUCUCAUGGCGCAGCCCGGCACAAGACUACGAGCGCCUCCUCGAUUAUGUUUGUGUGCCUUUUGGGUGGAUUGCCGGUUUUGAGACUUGUCCGCAAUUUUGUCUUGGUGACCUGCGUGCCGACUGGGACCAUAAACCCAUUAUGGCCCGCCUCCAAGCCAAGGUGGAUCUGUCCUCACCCAGGCCCAGGCACAGGUUUACAGCAGCAGACCUCUCCUCAGACACAGGCCUACAUGCUGCUGCAAAAGCACUUGCAAGUAUGCCAGCAAUUCCUUGGUCAGUUGAUGCCACCACACACGUGGAUUUCAUUCAUCAGUGGAUGACCAUGAGCCUGGCAUCCGCAUUACCCAAAGCAAAAGCCAAGCCUCGCAAUCCUGCCAUUUCGCAGCCUACCCUGGAACUCAUACUGACUCGGCGGCAACUACGCACCGUGCACCGGCGACUGCAGUGGCAAUCGGGCCGAUACGCCCUUUUCCAGUGUUUCCAGGCUUGGCGUGGCAACCUCCCCAGCGCCCAAUCUGCCACACUUCCGUUGGUUAGGCUAGCGUCCCGGCUCGCCAGGACGCACUUCGGCAUGGCCGCCCUCAACAGGGCAGUUCGGGAUGGUCUGAGCCAAGACCGCGCUGAAUUUGUGAGGCGUCAGACUGAGAAUGCGCGGGAGCUCGGCCCAAUGGAGUUCGCCCACCGAAUCCGAGCAGUACUGCGAAUGGGCCGGCGAUACAAAGCCCCACAGUUACUGCGGGGCCUCACGACCCCUGCUGGGGUUGCACAUACCGACUCCGAGAUUUUGCAAGUUCUGGGUCAACAUUUCGCCGGUCCGGAGCGUGCUACACAACAAUCUGGCCCACAACUUCUGCAACAUUUCGACCGCACCCUGCCCGUCCAAGGCACGCUGGACCUUUCUGACAUGCCGGGCAUUGCUGACAUUGCAUCUGGUGUGUUGGCACUCAAACCGCACAAAGCCUCAGGCAUGUCUGGCUUGCCAGCGGAAGCAUUUAAGGCGGCGCCUUUGCUUGCUGCCAGGGCUCUGUUCCCGGUGAUGGCCAAGAUGAUAGUCCGCAGCCGUGCACCACUGCAAUUCUCGGGUGGACUUGCUUGCGCGAUUCCGAAAAGCAAGCUGCAGGCCUCCAAACCCACCGGGUGGAGGUCGAUCCUGCUUCUCGAACCUUCGGGCAAAGCAAUCCAGAAAGCCCUUCGACAGAAGUUGGUCGGUUUUCUCGAUGCUGGCCGGGCCAAGGGCCAGUAUGGCGGACUACCCCACAAAAAGCUGGCACAACCGAGCCUCCUUGUACGGAGCCACUUUGUCUCCCUUGUGUCGGCCCACGCCACCGGUGGUGCCGUUUUCAUCGACUCCAAGGCUGCCUACUACUCGGUGGUCCGCGACGCUCUGCUAGCCUCUCGCGGCCGGGAAAGUGAUGCCAUGCUCUGGUGCCGGGCGAAAGCCUUGUUUCCGCGACACGCGGACCGCCAACACUUCGUUCGCAGCAUCCGCCAGGGUGACCUGCUCGCUGCCUUCCAACUUCCCGAGUACUUGGUCAGAUACCUCGAAGCCCAGCUUGGCACAACUUGGUAUGUCAUGGAGACACCCUCAUCCACGGCAUAUGUGGCCGGCAGUGGCACGGCGCCCGGCUCACCCGUCGCCGACCUUUUCUUCAGCUUCGUUUACGCACGCUUCCUCCACCAUGUUGAGGAGGUACUUCUUUCCGAAGGCCACUGCGUGCGGCUGCAAGCAGAGGACCCACUUGACUCGGUUGCGCCCACCUGGGCCGACGAUACUGCGCUUCUCGUUGGCCCAGUCAGGCCUUGUCAACUGGUCUCCACGCUCACAAGGGUUGCCACCUUGCUCAGCGAUGGCCUGGCACAAAUCGGAUUAGAAGCCAACUUCUGUCCCGGAAAGUCAGAAGCGGUUGUUCACAUAGCCGGGCAUGGUUCUGCCGCUGUACGAAGGCAACUUCUCUGCCAGGAGGAACCAGGCAUUUCAUUUGCCCUCCCCGACGGCACGGAUGGCCUUCUCCGUGUCGUUCCGACUUAUACACAUCUCGGCACGGUCAUCGCACACAAUGGUGCGGAGGGCCCGAACCUGCAGCACCGCGCCGCCUUGCUCAGACAGCUUUUCAACCCCCUGCGUAGCCGCCUGCUUUACAACAGAUGGCUCACUCGUGAGGAGAAGGUGAGGCUCAUAUCGGAACGUGCCCUUCCCCGCUUCCUCUAUGGCGCGGGGUACUGGGCACCCAGAACCGCAGCGGAAGUCGAAAUGACCCUGGAGCCCGUGCGAGCCACUUAUCGGCAGUCAUUCCGUCCCGUUACCGGAAUCUCGUCAGCUGGCUUCUCCAACACGGAAGUCGCAGCAGCUCUUGGACUACCGACUGCGGAGGAGUUGCUUCACCAUGCAAGAGCUGUUGCGCUUCUCGACACUUGCGAGACCGCCUCCGCUGAUGUUUUGACCGCCCUCACUCGUGAUGGGGUCUGGUUGACGCUUGCCUGGGAAUCCUUCAAAGUUGUGCUGUCCGAGCGACUCCCGCUUGCACUAUGCACAACUGCUCCGCCGGCUCUCCGUGACCUCCCAAAUUUGCUCCACGGUGGUGCCACUGGCGCACGCAGUGUCUGCAAACGGUUCCUGAAGAACCAGGCAGCCACUCGCUCAGAACCCCUCCUCGUUGCAAGGGACGUUGCUUCGCUGGAGAUGCCGACGAUUACCGCUACCACACAUGAGGUACUGCGAUUUCGUUGCGACCAGUGCGGAGCUGCCUUCCUCAAUGCACAGCGACUCGCUGUGCAUCGGGCCCGUGCUCACAAGCAACGGGCAAUCGGCAGCUCCAUUGCUUGGGGAACCCGCUGCGAGAGAUGCUGUCUCGAGUUUUGGGACAUCUCGCGCCUCGCCAAGCACUUGCAGCACUCAUUGCCCUGCCAAAGGGCCUACGAACACUCCGACUUGCAGCCCACCACGCCCCUGGCCCCUGGUCGCAUACCAGUGGCGUGGCGCCCAGCGGUUACGACCCUUGGCCCGAUUCCUUUCUGGGCCACGCUCAACCCUGACGGCUAG